AAAGAAGAAGGAUUCAUUGGCGGACGUCCCUCAAUGAACUCCUGCGACUUGCGUUUAUUCUCCUCCGCCUCCUCACGAGAGAACACGAUUUACACGGAUUCUCAGCUCCGUAACGUACUUGGUUCAUCAUGCCGUCUAAUAAGAAUGUACAAGGUGGGAAGGCGUUUGGAUUAUUGAAAGCGCAGCAGAGGGAGAAGCUAGAAGAAGUGAACAGGGAAUUCAUGGAGGAUCAGAAGUACAGCGAUGAAGAGGAUUUGGCAGAGAAGCUGGAUUCCUUCAAAAAUAAAUAUGCAGAAUUUGACCUGAACGACCAGGGAGAGAUCGAUAUGAUGGGUCUGAAGAGAAUGAUGGAGAAGCUUGGUGUGCCCAAGACCCACUUGGAGAUGAAGAAGAUGAUCUCGGAGGUGACUGAUGGCAGCAGCGACACCAUCAACUACAGAGACUUUGUCAAGAUGAUGCUGGGGAAGCGCUCAGCUGUGCUGAAAUUGGUGAUGAUGUUCGAGGACAAGGCUAACAGCCCUGCCUGCAAACCAGAUGGUCCGCCACCAAAACGUGACAUCACCAGCCUACCCUAGAACAUCAUGGGAGCAGAGACCACCAGUUCUCACCUAUUUCAAAUCCAGUGGGCUGUGAGCCUUAACCAACAUCAUUUCUAAGAACCUAAGGGAAAAUCUGUGGUUUAGAGAAAGUUGGAGGGGAUAAAUGCCGUAAAAAAAACAAAAAAAAAAAAACGAAGAGAUAUCUAUAUAAAUUUGCUGUGAAGAGGUCAAACCGCAGAUUAUCUUUUUUUAUAAGACAAGAAAUGUAUAUAUUUAUAUGGAAAUAGGUCUUUUUGAAGUGUACUUAUUCCUUUAAAUGGAGUCGUUUGAUGAAAAUGAACAAAGUGUGUUUGUUAACAGUGCAGUGUGUAACAUUUGAAUGUGUAUUAAGUCUAGUGUGUGGGAUAAGACCAUUGUUUUUCUGAAAACGUUACAAUAUUUUAAUUUAGAAUUGAGGUUAAGGUGUUCGUCUUCCCUUCCACAUGUUUAUUUUUGAGUGCUUUUGCAUUAGCCAGGUAAGUUAAAUGAAAGCAUUUGGUCUUAAACAAUCACUAACCUUUAGCUGCAAUGUCUAGUCAAGUAAGUUGUAAGGUAAUGCCAAUUAUACCUAUAGGCCAUUUUAUAGGAGGACAGUUGGAGGCAUUUACACUCACUGGCCACUUUAAUAGGAAAGUGGUGCCAAACAGGCUGAUUUGCAAUAAGAGACCAGACCGGAUUGAGCUGACAGGAAGGCUACGGUAACUCAAAUAACCACUCUUUACAACGAUGGUGAGCAGAAAGGCAUCUCAUAAUGCAUAACACCAAACCUUGAGGUGGAUGAGCUACAACAGCAGAAGACUACUUCAGGUUCCACUCCUGUCAGCCAAGAACAGGAAUCUAAGGGUACAGUGGGCCUGUGCCUACUAUAGUCUCAGAUUCUAUGAUAUUUCCAGGAGAUCAGCAGUUUCUGAAAUAAUCAUAAUAAGUCACUAAGAUCACAAUUUUCUCCCAUUCUUAAGCAUAAGCAAACCUUUUUUUUUUUUGCAUUGUGUUCAUAUGCAGUUGUUCCUAUUAAAGUGGACAGUGAGUGUAUAUAUUCAUUUAAGUUCUUUUAAUAUUAUAGGGAAGUUUUUUUGUUUUGCUUUGUUUUUUUGUCGUCUGAAUUUCCAUUACAGAAAGGGGCCAAGAAAGCAAAGGAGGAUUCUCAGACUUUUACUAAAUGAAUAAGUAGCAGGUUUCAUUCCUUCUAGCUUAAAUACCUCAGCCAUCCGUUUGUACUUGUGUUUUUUUUGUUUAGUUUUUUUGUAUUUACUUUUCUAGGUUCUCCCCCCCCCCCCCCCCCCCCCGUCUGUGCGACUUGUCUCAGUUAAAAUGUGAUUAGUAUUUUAGUGAAACACUGUUAGCUAAGCACAAAACAAUGUAUAAUUUUUUCCACACAUCUAUGGUCCAUUUUAUGUUGUCAAGGCCAAUGCAUCACACUUGGAAAAAUGCCAUACUUCUACAUGCUUUUAAACAGGGUCACCUUCUGCUUACUGUAAAUUGAGUUGAAAUCAGGCUUUCCAAGUGCCUCCCACAGUUCUGAUGUAGCCAGUGUACACUCGGUGUACAAAAUAGUUGCGGGUGGAAAUGGAAUUUUUUUAUUUAUUCUUCACGCCAACAUGCAUCUUCUGCUCAGUUCAUUGAUUGUGAUGUUUUGAAAGCCUUUCCAUUUGUACUAUUUAUUUCAUAAUUCUUUAUAUUACUUAUCAGAAAUUCCUAACUUGGUAGCUAGUUGUAACAAAAGAGGCUGAACUGUUUUCUUUCCACAUUCUCAUAUGUAUCUCUUGGCAUAUAGGCUUUUGCAUUUCCAAUCAUUUUAUAAUUUUAUCCAGUCUGUGUAGAAACUGUGCGACUGUUUUGAUUUUUUUUUCCCCCAUUCCUGUUUAAGUGCAAGAUUUUAAAAUCUAAAUUAGCAGUCGCACUGUGUUUUGUUUUUUUUUUUUUUAGAAUUUUUAGAUUAUUAUUAGUUUGUUCUUUCAGAAUAAUUAUAAAUGCAGGCAUUUUUUUAUACUGUAGGUCACAUGGUUUCGUUUGUCUGUUUGUUUGUUUUUUGCAAACACCAAAGGAAAUAAAGAUCAUAUGGUGACACCUUGGAAA
Molecule: messenger RNA, 2654 nt
Organism: Ictalurus furcatus (blue catfish)
Lineage: Eukaryota; Metazoa; Chordata; Actinopteri; Siluriformes; Ictaluridae
Gene: aif1l
Product: allograft inflammatory factor 1-like
Exons: 6
Coding region: 129-575 (148 amino acids)
Biological process (GO): actin filament bundle assembly; ruffle assembly
Cellular component (GO): actin filament; ruffle membrane
Molecular function (GO): actin filament binding; calcium ion binding
Source: RefSeq, a predicted model, not a curated record